This is a messenger RNA of Sceloporus undulatus (fence lizard), 1032 nucleotides long. Its product is annotated as SLAM family member 9-like. Bases 321 to 770 code for a protein of 149 amino acids. The transcript is spliced from 4 exons. Lineage: Eukaryota; Metazoa; Chordata; Lepidosauria; Squamata; Phrynosomatidae. The record is from RefSeq and is a predicted model, not a curated record. Gene Ontology annotation, cellular component: external side of plasma membrane. Gene Ontology annotation, biological process: T cell activation.
UCAAUGUAUUUGAAUUCUGUAGCACAGAGUGAGAUGGCAAAGCCAGGAACCAGGCCUUUUGGACCAAGCCGGCCUCACGCUCCGUGCCUCUGAGUUUGGCUUUCGGAAACUAAUAUAAAAGGAGGAACCUGGUGCUAUUUCAUUUAAAACCGACAAUGUAGCCUUUUAUCACACCCUACGCUGGAGGUGGGGUACUUUCUGAAUUUAUUAUUAUACGUCACACCUCGCUAUAAAGGAGGAAGGAUGUGGUUUCCAGAGAGUGCUUUGCUGGAGACUAGUUCCAAAGUCAAGGUACAAACCAAGGACUGAAAAGGCAAGCCAUGAAGUGGCUGCACUGGACUCUUCUGCUCCUGUCUCUUCUUCUGCUGGACCUUCCAGGAUCCUCCAGGGAAGAAAAGGUAGAAGAAGUCAUUGGGGCUCAGGGGGAGUUGGUCACUUUCCAGAUGGAGAUCCCUGGACCAUUUACAAGAAUUACCUGGCUGAGAAUCAAGACAAAAGAUGUUGACAGUGUUGCUGUUUUGAAGCCACAGGAAAACUGUGCAACCACCAUACUCCUCCCAGACUUGGAAGGGCGGCUGAACGUCUCCAGAGACUGCAAGGGGCUACAAGUCAAAAACCUGAACCAAGAUGACUCUGGAACAUACCAAGCCCAAAUACAACUAGAUGGUCAGGAAGAACCAUUACUUUUGUUCUUUGACCUUCAUGUGUACAAACGUUUGUCGGAUGCUGACCUGAGCAUCCAUUGUAAAGGGAUUGGGAAUGGCACUUAGCGGCUGAACUGCUCUGCAGAGCCAUGGGAAGACGGUGUGAAAUUCAGCAUGGCCUCAAGCAGCCAGAGGGAAGAUCAUGGAAGAUCCUUUGACAUCCAGCAGGACUUAGAGGAGAGCAACCUGAACAUCACUUGCGCCGCCAAGAACCCUGUGAGCACAGCAUCCAGGACAGAGUCCUUGAAGGAAAUUUGUGCUGAGCAUCCAGCGCCAGGAUCCACAAAGGGACCAACUUCGCAAAACGGUGAGCUUUAUCACACCAGAG